Scutellospora calospora is the source of this 751-nucleotide messenger RNA. NCBI's taxonomy places the organism in Eukaryota, Fungi, Glomeromycota, Glomeromycetes, Diversisporales, Gigasporaceae. The record is from the annotation of a GenBank genome assembly.
GGAUGUUAAUGGAAAUCAACAUUUUCAAUCAAUACGAUCUGUUGAUUCCGAUUAUGAUUAUGAUGCAGAAGCAAGGGCGAAAAUUUCAAAAAAAGUAAAACCAAGAAAUAUUACUGCACCCAAACUUAACACACGUGUGAUACCACAUCCUAUGUUCAAAUCAUUUACUUAUGCGGAAGCUCAAGAUUAUCUACAUGAUAAGCAGACCGGUGCAUGGGUAAUUCGACCAUCAUCCAAAGGGUUUGAUUAUAUAAGUAUUACUUGGAAGCUAUACGAUAAUAUUUAUCAACAUAUUGAUGUUAUCGAAAAAGAUAAGAUUGGGGCCGCAAUUGGACGUAAACUUGAAGUUGAAAAUGGCAAAUAUAUCUUUUCUGAUUUGGAUGAACUUAUUGUCGAAUAUGUAGAAACCAAAGCUCGUAACGUUGAACAUUUAGUGUCUCACCCAAAAUUCAAGCCUACGGAGGAUUCAUUAAGGGAAUUUCUCAACAUGUCUUUAACUAUUAAACCAACACAAUCUGAAUAUGGAUUCUGUCUUGAUACUAAUACUCCUGGCUGGUUUUCAUUUAUGUUUAAAUUAAAGCCAGGAACUCAAAUUGAUACCUGGACUGGUGCUAUUAGACCAGAUGGAUAUAAAUUGAAAGAUCAAAUUUAUCCUACCGUUAUAGAUUUAAUCAACGGGUUUAAACGAAAUAUAUCAAAGAACUAUGAUUCCGAUUUAUUACUUAAACUAACAAAUAGUAGUACUGUAUAA